Messenger RNA from Aspergillus tanneri, 2268 nucleotides. Its product is annotated as putative diaminopropionate ammonia-lyase. Lineage: Eukaryota; Fungi; Ascomycota; Eurotiomycetes; Eurotiales; Aspergillaceae. The coding region runs from base 1 to 2268 and encodes 755 amino acids. The record is from RefSeq and is a predicted model, not a curated record. The transcript has a single exon. Gene Ontology annotation, molecular function: hydrolase activity.
AUGGCAGCUCGUCGCCCUAUCUAUUUCAACUCUGCCGCAGCGAACACACAUUGCGACUCGCUCCAGGUCGACGGUCUUGAAGCAUUCCACCAGUCUCUGCCAGAUUAUGCACCCACUCUCCUGAUUCCUCUGCCAGAAUUGGCUCAUGAAUUGGGUGUUCGUGCAGUGUUCGUCAAAGACGAGAGCAAUCGGUUGGGGUUGCCGGCGUUUAAAGUCCUAGGGGCGUCGUGGGGUUGCUAUCGGGCUAUCGCCCAGCAUCUGGGAUUGUCAUCCACAGUGGGGGUCAAGGGUCUAUUGUCGGCAUUACAGGGAGAGAAGAAGAUCACACUGUUCGCAGCGACAGAAGGGAACCAUGGACGAGCAGUGGCGUUCAUCGCACAGUGGUUGGGUAUACAGGCACGCAUCUUCGUGCCUCAGCAUAUGGUCGAUUCCACGCAGGCGCUAAUCGGCAGUGAGGGUGCGAGUGUAACCGUGGUCCAUGGGGACUACGAUCAAGCGGUGCAGGAAGCAGCGGACGCUGCUCGUAUCACCGAAGGAGGGAUUUUGAUCCAGGAUACGGCGUUUAAGGGUUACGAGGAGGUUCCCUCGUGGAUUGUGGAGGGGUAUUCCACAAUGAUGACCGAAAUUGAGGAGCAGUUAGCCCAUCAAUCCCUCCGGUGCAGUCUCAUGAUGGUCCCGGUGGGUGUGGGCAGUCUAGCUCACGCUGUGAUCCGAUACGGCAAAUCAAGGGAGCCACCUAUAUCAGUCGUCGCGGUGGAACCAGACACAGCGCCUUCUCUGUACUCCAGCCUGCAAGCCGGGCAGGAAACGACCGUAACAACUUCCUCGACUAUCAUGGAAGGUAUGAACUGCGGGACGGUCUCAACGACUGCGUGGCCCGACAUGCAGCGCUGUGUGGACGCCUGCAUUACGGUGUCGUCGUAUGAGACACACUGUGCACUGCAGUAUCUGAGUGCCCGGUCGGUCGCCGCUGGGCCCUGUGGUGGUGCAUCGCUGGCUGCGCUCCGGCGACUUUCUGCGGACAAGACUGGCUCACUGUUAGACAAGGACUCCGUUCUGGUCCUUCUCGGGACCGAGGGUCCCCGGCCAUACACACCUCCUAUGGAUGUCUCCGUGGAUGAUCCUGUCGAGCUGACUCAGGUGCUCACCAGGAUCAACUCCUCCAAUCCAUCUCUGACUAUGACGGAUGGGGCGGGCGAAGUCGGAAUCGCUGAUUAUCUGGCAGCUUGGUUCGCCCAUCGGGACAUCGAGUAUCACCGUCUUGAAACCGUUUCGGGACGACCGUCGAUUGUGGGCGUCCUACGCGGGGCCGGUGGAGGCCGGUCGUUGAUGUUUAAUGGCCAUGUAGACACGGUCAGUCUAGCCAGCUAUGGGAAAGACCCCCUUUCUGGGGCUUUGGGCGAGAAGAACGGUCGACAAGUGGUGCUGGGCAGAGGCAGUCUCGAUAUGAAGGGGGGCCUGGCGGCUGCCCUGGCCUCGGUAUCUGCGAUCAAAGCGACUGGCAAAAUCCCUCGUGGCGAUGUGAUUGUGGCCGCUGUUUCUGACGAGGAAGAUGCCUCGCGGGGGACGCGCGAUCUUCUCGCCGCAGGAUGGAGAGCUGAUGCAGCGGUUGUCCCUGAACCCACGAUGGGGAAGAUCGUCACGGCCCACAAGGGAUUCUUAUGGGUGGAAGUCGAUAUCCUGGGAGUAGCAGCUCAUGGGUCUGAUCCAGUAAAAGGCGUCGAUGCGAUUCUAUCUACCAGCUGGUUCUUCCGCGCCCUUGAACAGUACCAGCAACAAUUACCCGUGGACGAUACUCUGGGGUCGGCAUCUCUGCACUGUGGAUUGAUCCGAGGUGGUGAAGAGCCAUCGUCAUAUCCGGCUACAUGCACCGUGACGGUGGAAUUCCGCACAAUUCCAUGUCAGUCAGACGAGUCGAUUCUGAGUGACGUCUCGACGAUGUUGGAGAGCGUUGCCCGUGAGAAUCCUCUUUUCCGCUUCGCGGAGCCUCGCAUUACCAUGUCUCGUCCGACGCAGAAACUGGCGGUAGAGCACCCUCUGGUCAAACAGGCGCUUGCCUGUGCGGAGACUGUCCUGGGGAGCCGCCCGAAGCUUGGUAUUGUGCCGUUUUGGUGUGACGCUGCUUUGUUGGACGAGGUUGGGAUCCCGGCUAUUGUGCUUGGUCCAAAGGGCGAGGGAUUGCAUAGCAAAGAGGAGUGGGUAGAGGUGGAGAGUAUCCGGCAGCACGAGAGGAUAUACACGAAGUUGAUUGAAGUGUUGUGUCGAUGA